Molecule: messenger RNA, 4764 nt
Organism: Vicugna pacos (alpaca)
Lineage: Eukaryota; Metazoa; Chordata; Mammalia; Artiodactyla; Camelidae
Source: RefSeq, a predicted model, not a curated record
GAGUGGGAGGGGGCAGGCAGGGGCUGAAGGCAAGGAUGCCUGGGUCAUUGUAGGUGAGGGCAUGGGCCUCUGAGGAGCAUUGCUGUGAAGACAGACACCUGAGAAAGGCUUGGCACGUCAUGUUCAAAUAUUUUUAAGCAACACACUCAGACCCCAGUAUACAAAGCAGCAACACAUGAAGGCAGACUCACCCACACUGGCCUCAGUCACCUCCUCCUCUGCGUCCCGGAUCUUCCUUCUGCCCAGAUCAGCUUGUUCUGAUCUUUCUCCUCCCCACCCUUGGGUCCUACUUGGUUGGGGCUCUGCCCCCGCCGCCCCCUCCUUCCCUCCACAUGGGGCCUCCUCAGGCCUCUUCCUGCCCUGUCGCUCUGUUUCAGGUGAGGGAGGAGGCAGGGUUUUCGUGGUUGCCUCUAAGCCCAGCCCCUCCUGUACCCCCGUCUUUCCCCUCACAUGGGCGGAGCCCUGGUGCUUCUCUCCCCCCACCCCUGCUCCCUUCAGGCACCAGGUUCAGAUCCCCCCCAAGAUGUCUGCAAUCUGUCCACCUCCCCCAUUCCAUGCCCUGAUAGCCAGCUCCCCACUGCACAGUUCAUCCCACCCCAGCGUCCAGGCUGAGAGAGGGUAUAGUCUGCUUAAGGCCUGGGUUUGAAUCCCAGUCCCAGCGUUGAGCUGUUUGGCCUUAAGCAGGUUACUUUCCUUCUUAGUGCCUAGGUUUCCUCAUCUGUAAAGCCAAGGUACCGCUUGUGCCCAGGCUGCUUCUUCCUAGGGCCGUUGUAUGGCAAACCGGCUCCCCGUGAGUGGUGUGGGGCACCCUAGGGGACGGAUUGAGCGGUAUUGUCUUUGUUACAGUCCUGAGGUGAGGGGAGAGGGGUGGGGACAAGGGCCCGCCCAUCUGGCCUCCGUGCCCCGUCCCCUCCGGGUCCGGGAGCCCGCCAUCUCCCCGCAGCGUCGUGCUCUCCCAGCUGCUCGCCUUAGUGUGCAGAGCCCCCCCCCCCCGAACACCGGCACCCCUCCCUCAGGUAGACUCCCCUACUAGCCCGUCCUGCUCCCCUCCCCUUAACUGAGGCCUGUGAGAUGGUGUGUGUGGAGGAGGGUUGUGCCGGUGGCCCUGACCCUCCGUUACCCGCAGAGCAUGUGCCCUCGGAGCUGUGGGAGCCCUUCUACACCGACCAGUACGCGCAGGAGCACGUGAAGCCCCCGGUGACGCGGCUGCUGCUCUCGGCCGAGCUGUACUGCCGGGCCUGGCGCCAGGCGCUGCCGCAGCUCGACACCCCCAGCCCCUCUGCGCUGCUGGCCCUGCUGGCUCGGAGGGGCACGGUGCCCGCGCUGCCCGAGCGCCCUGUGCAGGAGGCCGACCUGAGGCACCAGCCUAUCCUCAUGGGAGCCCACCUAGCUGUCAUUGAUGCCCUCAUGGUUGCCUUCGCCUUCGAGUGGACAAAGACACUGCCUGGUCCCUUGGCCCUGGCCAGCUUGGAGCACAAGCUCCUUUUCUGGGUGGACACGACCAUCCGGCGGCUGCAGGAGAAGACAGAGCAGGAAGCUGCCCAGAGAGCAUCCCCCGCGGCCCCUGCAGAUGGGGUGGCCCCAGCCCAGCCCUCGUGCCCCACACGCUGGUACUGGAAGCUGGUUCCUCACGCAAUUGCCUUCUGUUUGAAGGAGUCGGGGAGCAAACCCCCCAUGAUCCGAUAUCGCAAGGACCGGGCCGUGGCCCGACGUGCCCCCUGCUUUCCGACCGUGACCAGCCUCCAGGACCUGGCAAGUGGGGCUGCGCUGGCCGCCACAAUCCACUGCUACUGUCCCCAGCUCUUACGACUCGAGGAGGUGUGCCUCAAGGACCCCAUGUCUGUGGCGGACAGCCUGUACAACCUGCAGCUGGUGCAGGAUUUCUGUGCCUCCCGCCUUCCUCGGGGCUGCCCGCUGUCUCUUGAGGACCUGCUCUAUGUCCCACCGCCCCUCAAGAUCAACCUGAUGGUGCUGCUAGCAGAGAUGUUCAUGUGCUUUGAGGUGCUGAAACCCGACUUUGUGCAGGUCAAAGAUCUGCCUGAUGGUCAUGCCGCCUCCCCGAGGGCCACAGAGGCCUCUCCCCCUCAGAACACCAGCGGCAGCAGUUCUCCUGUCUUCAACUUCCGCCACCCACUUCUGUCACCCGGCGGCCCCCAGUCCCCACUCCGUGGAUCCACAGGCUCACUGAAGUCCUCCCCGUCCAUGUCCCACAUGGAGGCCCUCGGGAAGGCCUGGAACCGUCAGCUAAGCCGUCCCCUUUCCCAGGCUGUGUCGUUCAGCACCCCCUUUGGCCUGGACAGCGACGUGGAUGUUGUCAUGGGAGACCCUGUCCUGCUCCGCUCGGUCAGCUCAGACAGCCUGGGCCCCCCACGCUCCGUGCCAGCCCGGACCCCUGCCCAGCCAUCCCCGGAGACUGGUGACCUGCCCACCAUUGAGGAGGCCCUGCAGAUCAUCCACAGUGCCGAGCCCCGGCUGCUCCCGGAUGGGGCUGCUGACGGCAGCUUCUACCUCCACUCCCCUGAGGGGUCCUCCAAACUGCCGCUGGCUUCCCCCUACCCACCCGAGGGAUCCUCAAAACCACUGCCUGAUGGGCCCACCAAAGCAUCUGCUUACUUGCCCUACCCUGAGGGCCCCUCAAAGCCAUCUCCCUGCCUGGCGGGGGAGGUAUCAAAACCUCCAGCCCUGUCUGAGGGCUCCCCGAAAGCAGCGGCUUCGUCCCCCGCAGCCAGCAACUCUGAAGUGAAGAUGACCAGCUUUGCUGAACGCAAGAAGCAGCUAGUGAAGGCCGAGGCUGAGGCAGGGUCUCCGGCAGCCACUCCAGUGGCACCAGAGGCCCUGAGCUCGGAGAUGAGUGAGCUUGGAGCCCGACUGGAGGAGAAACGCCGGGCCAUAGAGGCUCAGAAGCGACGGAUUGAGGCCAUCUUUGCCAAGCACCGCCAGCGACUGGGCAAAAACGCUUUCCUGCAGGUGCAGCCACGGGAGGCCGGCGGGGAGGCGGAGGCUGAGCCAGGCCUGGCUCCUGGUGGGGAGCGGCCGGCGGGUGAGGGCCAGGGUGAGCCGUCCCCACGGCCGAAGGCAGUGACCUUCUCGCCUGAACUGGGCCCGGUGCCCCCCGAAGGGCUGGGGGACUAUAACCGGGCAGUCAGCAAGCUGAGUGCAGCGCUGAGCUCACUGCAACGGGACAUGCAGAGGCUCACGGACCAGCAGCAGCGGCUCCUGGCCCCACCCGAGGCCUCAGGGCCUGCUCCGCCUCCCGCUGCGUGGGUCAUCCCCGGUCCCACAUCGGGUCCCAAAGCCGCGUCCCCCAGCCCCGCCCGGCGCACCCCAGCCACCCGGCGCAGCCCCGGGCCUGGCCCCAGCCCAACACCCCGUAGCCCGAAACAUGCACGGCCAGCGGAAUUGCGGCUGGCGCCCCUGACGAGGGUGCUCACGCCUCCCCACGAUGUGGACAGCCUCCCCCACUUGCGCAAGUUCUCGCCGAGCCAGGUGCCUGUGCAGACACGCUCCUCUAUCCUCCUGGCUGAGGGGCCGCCUCCCGAGGAGCCCGCAGCCCGGCCUGGCCUCAUCGAGAUCCCGCUGGGCAGCCUGGAAGAGCCCACAGCUGAGGACGAGGGGGACGGGAGCCCCCCUGGUGCUGAGGAUUCCUUAGAAGAAGAAGCAUCUUCAGAGGGAGAGCCCAGAGCUGGGCUGGGAUUCUUCUACAAGGAUGAAGACAAGCCCGAAGACGAGAUGGCCCAGAAACGGGCUAGCCUGCUGGAGCGGCAGCAGCGGCGGGCGGAGGAGGCACGGCGGCGGAAGCAGUGGCAGGAGGCCGAGAGGGAGCAGCGGAGGGAGGAGGCGGCGAGACUGGCCCAGGAGGAGGCGGCCCCCAGCCCCCCAGCCCCUGCAGCUCCGACGGCCCCUGCAGCAACCCCAGCCCCUGCUGCCCGCACCUCGCUGCACCCCUGUCCCACCUCUUCCCCCUGCAGGGCUCCAUCUCCAUCCGGCCUCAUGUCCCCAAGCCGCCUGCCUGGUAGCCGUGACCGUGAGUGGGAGAACGGCAGCAAUGCCUCCUCCCCCGCCUCGGUGCCCGAGUACACAGGGCCACGGCUGUAUAAGGAGCCCAGCGCGAAGUCCAACAAGUUCAUCAUCCACAACGCCCUGUCGCACUGCUGCCUGGCGGGCAAGGUGAACGAGCCGCAGAAGAACCGCAUCCUUGAGGAGAUUGAGAAGAGCAAGGCCAACCACUUCCUGAUCCUCUUCCGAGACUCGAGCUGCCAAUUCCGGGCCCUCUACACGCUGUCAGGGGAGACGGAGGAGCUGUCGCGGCUGGCGGGCUAUGGCCCCCGCACAGUCACGCCCGCCAUGGUCGAGGGCAUCUACAAGUACAACUCGGACCGCAAGCGCUUCACCCAGAUCCCCGCCAAGACCAUGUCCAUGAGCGUGGACGCCUUCACCAUCCAGGGACACCUCUGGCAGAGCAAGAAGCCCACCACUCCUAAGAAGGGCGGCAGCACCCCCAAAUAGUCCCGUCCUGGGUGGUCCGCAGGCCGGGCCCCGCGUGCUCCGGCCGCCGCCCUUCUGGAGGACAGCCUAGAGGACAGUCUGUCGGUAUUCCUGGGUCCUGUCUGUCCCCGGCCUUGUCUGGGUGGGGCUGGAGUCCCCACCCCCUAACUUCCGUCCCAUCCUGCUGUGGGGGCUGAGCUGGGAGGUUCAGGGACUCAGGGCUCAGCUCAGUCCUCUGUCUGUCCUCCCCACCUUCUUGAAUAAAGUAAUUUAAAGAGA